CGUUGGCCAGUUCCGCUGUUUAACGUCACGCGUCUGUUGGUACCAGUUGUUUGCGGUUAAAGAGCACUCUUUGUGACUCAUAACUUGUAGGCUUUGGCGCAGUUAGUGGUGCUGCAAUGUUAAUACUGACCGGCUUUCACAUCCGUAGAUCAUUCUCUUCGUUUCUCUAAAUAUUACAGGGAUUCUACAUUCCACAUAAUUUAUUAGAGCGCUGUAAAAAGCAGUCUGGAUAUUAUUAUAUCGAACUUUUAUUUCUUAUUCAAUCUUUGUAAUUAAAUAUUCUUAUACAGUGCCAACAAAUUAGUAACUUAAUAGUAAAACUCUGACUAGGAUAGAAAACAAAAAAAGACAAAGCAACUUGAUUUAACGUAAUGACAAUGUGUUGCUUCCCUAGUGUAAGGACCAAAAAGUCGAGUACAGAACAGCCCAUAAUGUCAAAACCUAAGAACAGCCAGCCAGCGCUUCACAAAGUUAUUAUGGUAGGAAGUGGGGGAGUUGGAAAAUCAGCCCUGACGCUACAGUUUAUGUAUGAUGAGUUUGUAGAAGAUUAUGAGCCCACUAAAGCUGAUUCUUACCGGAAGAAGGUUAUGUUGGAUGGAGAGGAAGUUCAAAUUGACAUCCUUGACACCGCGGGUCAGGAAGACUAUGCUGCCAUUCGAGACAAUUAUUUUCGUUCUGGAGAAGGCUUUCUUUGUGUGUUCUCCAUAACGGAACAUGAAAGUUUUUCAGCUACAGCAGAGUUCAGGGAGCAGAUCUUGCGUGUGAAAGGUGACGAGAACAUCCCUUUUUUACUUGUUGGGAACAAGGCAGAUUUGGAAGACAAACGACAAGUAGCCAUUGAAGAAGCACAGAGCAAAGCUCAGCAGUGGAAUGUGCCAUAUGUUGAAACUUCAGCUAAAACUAGGGCCAACGUAGACAAGGUUUUCUUUGAUUUGAUGAGGGAAAUUAGUAACAGAAAACUGGCUGAAAGCAAGACAAACAAUGGUUCCAAGAAGCCAGGGCGACGAAAGAAGAAAUGUGUCAUUUUAUAAAACUCUUGCCUUGCCUUCAUUUGUGCUUCAGCUUAAUGCAGGUGUUUACAUUGUGAGGCAGGACUUUUGAGUGUAUAAAUGGAUAUUUAAUUUACAUGAAUUUUACAAGAAAUGUGUGCAUAUGCAAAUCUGUUGUGACAGAUUUUACUUUAACUCCUAGGAUUUGAUUUCAUUGUAACAAAAUUUAUAAUGUUCAUUAACAUUUUCUGUGUACUUAGUAGUCACCUAACAGUGCGUUGUUUUUUGUUUGAUUUGCAUAUAUAAAUGUUUUAUCGAAGAAAGAUUGUAGAAGUAAGAUUGAGGACGUAACUCUAUUUUACAGUGUGUACAACUUUGUUCUUGUUACAGUUUCCCUGUUCUUUAUAAGAAGUCGUUUUAUUCAUUUCGGUUUUUGGAUGUAUUAGUUUACGGGAUUCGGUGUUUUGUUGAAUGUAAGAAAACAAGAAUUACUGUAAUUGUGGCAAAUCUUAACAGUAAUUCUCGAGGAUGAGAAUUUUGGCUGUUAGUCGUUCUUGCAUGUGUUGAAGCAUGUACUCUAAUCAUCUCCAAGCUUAUCUACGAGAAUCGUUGAAAUUAUACCGAAUUUACAAACUUAUGUAGAUAAAUAAUUAAUAUUGAAAAAUAUUUUUAAAAAAUAGUACCUAAAAAUGUUAUUCUUGAUUUAAAAAACAUACGAGACAGUGAUUACUUGGGUACAAGAAUGGAAUUAUUGAAGUUUAUUAGUUUAAUUCUUACACGCUGUUUACUUCCAUGUAGUUACUAUACUUCAAAUUGUUUUUAAUUGAAUCGGCUGAGUAGUUAUAGGUUGCACACUUCGUACUUGUCUACUGUGUAUUGUAUAGUACCAGUGUUUUGUGUUUACAGUCACCUGCAGGAGAUCACAGUUAUAGAAUACAGACAGUAAUAUGUGUUAGCUACAGCGUAUUCUUUAUGCUUUAUGGUGUUUUUCAAAGUGCUGGUGCCUUUGUGGUUGAUAUAACAUUUUUUUUAUCAUAAAUAAUUUGAUUAUACUGUCAUAUUUGAAAUUAUUGACUAACAUUGCGUGUGUGCGUCUUAAACUAUUGUAGUUAUACCUAUGAAUAGAAGUAAAAGAAAUUGUUGGUACUAGUUUUAUCGUAAUAGGUCUGCGGAUUAUUACAAAUUAGUACUGUAUAAUAUUUCAUGUAUACAUCAUAUUUCAUACAUUUUUCCAGCAUAACAUUGUAAACUAUUUAUUUUACAACUUACUUAACUAAAGCUUAUGAGUAUUUUAUUUCUCUGUUUACGUAUGAUUUUGUGCUAAGUGUUAUGUCAAACUUUGUAAGAUGUAAUCUACUUUAAAUUGUACUGCAGUAUGAUUUGUUCAUUCCAACUUAUCUGUAAGACAAAAUUUUCUUUCACAAAUAUUACAAGUUAUAGUUUCGGAGGAGAAAAAAAAACUUAAAUAUUUUGUGAUUUGUUUAAGUAAUACUCCAAGGGACCACAUGAUUUGUGCUUAUUUUCAAAGAAACAAAGUAGUUUUACACACACACCACAUUUUCUAAGGUUCUAAAAUUCAAAUUCCCAGCUCCUUAAUUUGUAUAACUGGUGACUUCAAACAGAAGAAAAGUGAUGUGUAUUUGUUUGAUAACUGAAAAGUCCAUGUGAUUUGAAGCAAAUGUUUUUAGAACUCCUUGUGUUAUGAAGAAUGUGUGUGUGUAUAUUCUAGCUCAGGUUAUAAUAAAAUGACUAAGUUUAAGCUUAA
Molecule: messenger RNA, 2754 nt
Organism: Limulus polyphemus (Atlantic horseshoe crab)
Lineage: Eukaryota; Metazoa; Arthropoda; Merostomata; Xiphosura; Limulidae
Product: ras-related protein Ral-A-like
Exons: 4
Coding region: 372-1031 (219 amino acids)
Biological process (GO): Ras protein signal transduction
Cellular component (GO): plasma membrane
Molecular function (GO): GTP binding; GTPase activity; GDP binding
Source: RefSeq, a predicted model, not a curated record